AUGAAUAUUGAGCAAAAUAAAAUAGUUUUAAAUUAUCAUAAAUUUUUGUUUCACCUACAAUUUAUUUAUAUUAGAGAAAAGGAAUUUAAACCUUCAACAAUCGGGACAGCUCACGGAAAAGCUACUAUUGGUAAAGAUCGAACGUCAAGUUCAGCAUUUAUUAGACCUCAUCAAACACCUAUUGUACAAUGCAUCGAGCGCCGAUUUGCACAAUUUCAAGGCGAUGUUGAUGUCGAUUGUAUUGAACCAUUUCAAGUAGUAAAAUAUACAAAUGAUCAAGAGUAUACACCUCACUAUGACUGGAUGGCAAAUUCGAAUGAACUGAAAAUUGGUGGCCAACGAGUAACAUCAUUUUUUACCUAUCUUCAAGCGAAUUGUUCUAUGGGUGAAACUGAAUUCGUUGCGAUUCUAUUUAAUAGAACAUCACAUGAACAAUUUUGUGAUAUUUUAGUUUGUGAUGAAAAAGCCACCGAACAUGGCCUUCGAUUUCGACCAAUAGCAGGAAAUACAAUCUUUUGGUAUAAUAUAGAUGAGUAUGGGCAAGUUGAUGAUUUGACAUAUCAUGCGGGUCGUCCGCCUGGUGAAAAUGGUACUAAAAUCGGGCUGAAUGUUUGGACGCGAGAAAAGAAAUUUCGACCUUCAAAAGUCGGGACACCUGACGGAAAAGUUGCUGUUUCUAAAAAUCGAACGUCAAGUACAGCAGCUAUCAAACGUCAUCAAACACCUGUUGUACAAUGCAUCGAGCGACGAUUCGCUCAAUUUCAAGGUGAUGUCGAUGUCGAUUCUAUGGAACCAUUUCAAGUAGUAAAAUAUACAAAUGACCAACAGUAUACACCUCACUAUGACUGGAUGAAAGAUCCGAAUAAUAUAAAAAUUGGUGGUCAACGAGUAACGACAUAUUUUACCUAUCUUCAAGCCAAUUGUUCUAUGGGCGAAACUGAAUUUGUUAUGAUUCCAUUUAAUAAAACAUUCCAUGAACGAUUUUGUGAUAUUUUAGUUUGUGAUGAAAACGCCACUGAACAUGGCAUUCGAUUUCGACCAAUACCCGGAAAUACAAUCUUUUGGUAUAAUAUGGAUGAGUAUGGACAAGCUGAUAAUUUUACACUUCAUGCAGGUCGUCCGCCUGGUGAAAAUGGUACUAAAAUUGGGCUGAAUGUUUGGACACGUUUAGAGAAAUUUUCCAUAGAAAAGGAACUGAAACCUUCAGUAACUACUGCGCCCGACGGAAAACCUUCUAUCAAUAAAGAUCGAACAUCAAGUUCAGCAUUUCUCAAACGUCAUCAAACACCAAUUGUACAAUGCAUCGAGCGCCGAUUUGCUCAAUUUCAAGGCGAUGUUGAUGUCGAUUCGAUGGAACCAUUUCAAGUAGUAAAAUAUACAAAUGAUCAAGAGUAUACACCUCACUAUGACUGGAUGACAAGUCCGAAUCAUCUGGAAAUUGGUGGUCAACGAGUGACAACGUAUUUUACCUAUCUUCAAGCCAAUUGUUCUAUGGGUGAAACUGAAUUUGUUGCGAUUCCAUUCAAUCGAACAUUACAUGGGGAAUUUUGUGAUAUCUUAGUUUGUGAUGAAAAAGCCAAUGAACACGGCCUUCGAUUUCGACCAAUAGCAGGAAAUACAGUCUUCUGGUACAAUAUAGAUGAGUAUGGACGAGUUGAUCAUUUGACAUAUCAUGCGGGUCGUCCGCCUGGUGAAAAUGGCACUAAAAUUGGACUGAAUGUUUGGACACGUUUAGAGAAAUUUUCCAUGGCAGGUUUAGAGUGA
This is a messenger RNA of Adineta steineri, 1764 nucleotides long. Lineage: Eukaryota; Metazoa; Rotifera; Eurotatoria; Adinetida; Adinetidae. The record is from the annotation of a GenBank genome assembly.